AUGACUCAAUCACUCAGACAGAUGAUCGAAGACGCGCAAUCUCAGAUCGAAGACACGCAAUCUGAGGUUAGAGAUAUGCGCGCUGAGAAUGCACGUCUUCGAGCCGACAAUGCAAACCUUCGAGCCGACAAUGCGAAUCUUCGAGCUCAAAACAACGGAAUGGGAGACUUUCUCGCCAACGACCUGAUGCCGAAGGUCAUCGAAUUGAACAAUGCAAGCAGACUUCACAGAAAGAAAGUUAGCUACAUUGAGAACCAAAUGACUCAGCUGCCGCAACAAAUCAGACAGGAGCUGCUCGACAAGGCUGUUCCGGUAUUGGAGCAAUCCGUGAAGCGAUCUUUCGCGCAAAACAGACGAGCCAUCAUGGCUGCGGAUGACGACCAAGACAGCUCCCACCAGAUCAUGGAAAUCACCGAGGAAGAAUGGGCACAGUCACUUGAAAGCGAUUCGAUUCCAGAGACCGAGGCAACCGACGCACCCAGACGUCGUGUCAAAAUCAAUGGUCCAAGAGGUCCCAGACCUCAGACCCCUGACGAAGAACCAGCAAGAGAUACCACUGAAGAGGCAGUUCCUGGUCCACGCAUGCCGCGCAGUGCCGCAGUUUCCAACCAACGCAUCACGCGCAGUGCUGCUAAGGGCCGCGGUGUUGCUGUUCCUAGUCUUGUCAACCUCGAGCCCGACCCGUUCAAGGCCGCCCAGAAGCGUAAAGGCAAGAGUUAUCGUCCUCGCCGUACCUUCUAA
Messenger RNA from Aureobasidium melanogenum CBS 110374, 741 nucleotides. RefSeq lists its product as uncharacterized. Bases 1 to 741 code for a protein of 246 amino acids. NCBI's taxonomy places the organism in Eukaryota, Fungi, Ascomycota, Dothideomycetes, Dothideales, Saccotheciaceae. The record is from RefSeq and is a predicted model, not a curated record. The transcript is spliced from 5 exons.